Messenger RNA from Nerophis ophidion (straightnose pipefish), 2911 nucleotides. RefSeq lists its product as uncharacterized. The transcript is spliced from 2 exons. Gene Ontology annotation, biological process: DNA integration. NCBI's taxonomy places the organism in Eukaryota, Metazoa, Chordata, Actinopteri, Syngnathiformes, Syngnathidae. The coding region runs from base 5 to 2794 and encodes 929 amino acids. Gene Ontology annotation, molecular function: nucleic acid binding. The record is from RefSeq and is a predicted model, not a curated record.
AAAAAUGGUAUCACCAACGGCUACUAGUCUAGCUGCUAUUUUGAGGAAACAUGAUGAGGUUUUCCGGAAGGAGUUGGGCAGUAUGAAGGACAUUACUGUUAAGCUAAACAUUAAACCGAAAACAACACCAAAGUUUAUGAAGGCCAGGUCUGUACCAUAUGCUAUUCGAUCAAAAGUGGGGGAUGAGUUGGACGCCUUAGUUAAAAGCGGUGUUUUGGAACCGGUGACUGUCAGCGAGUGGGCCACGCCCAUAGUUCCCGUACCCAAGAAAACGGGAGAAAUACGAAUCUGUGGAGAUUUUAAGGUGACACUGAACCCUGUACUGUCAGCAGAGCAGUAUCCUCUUCCCCGCAUUGACGAUUUGUUUGCCGGGCUGAGUAAGGGGCAAAAGUUUAGCAAAAUAGACCUGAACCAAGCCCACUUACAGAUGCACGUUCAUGAGGAUUCUAAAGACUUGCUCACCAUAACUACGCAAAAGGGGCUUUUCAGAUAUUGUCGACUCCCUUUUGGGAUCACAUCAGCCCCUGCACUUUUCCAACGUGCCAUGGAUCAGAUCCUACAUGGCCUCCCUGGUGUACAGUGCUAUUUGGACGAUAUUCUGUGCACAGGAAGUACGGACCAAGAACAUCUGGACAAUUUGGAUGCUGCUCUUCAAAGGCUGAAAGAGUAUGGGUUCAGGGUUCGCAAAGACAAAUGCGAAUUUUUUCAACUGUCUGUUGAAUAUUUGGGACAUGUAAUUGAUGCCCGAGGGUUGCAUACUGCGCCGUCAAAGGUUAGAGCGAUAGUCGAUGCCCCGCCGCCAGAGAAUGUUAGCCAAUUACGUUCAUUCUUGGGCUUACUGAAUUAUUAUGGCCGCUUUAUACCGAACUUGUCAUCCAUGCUCAAGCCGCUACAUGACCUGCUUUGUCAAGGAAAGAAGUGGAAUUGGAGUGAUGCCUGUCAAGAGGUUUUUCAGAAAACAAAUGAGACAUUAGUGACAUCAGGGGUUCUGACCCAUUUUGAUCCAUCACUCCCCAUUCAGUUGGCCUGCGAUGCAUCCCCGUAUGGAGUGGGGGCGGUCAUUUCACAUUUAAUGCCGAACGGGGUAGAGAGGCCCAUAGCAUUUGCAUCACGGACCUUGAACAAAGCAGAGACUAACUAUGCUCAGAUAGAGCGGGAGGCGUUGAGCAUCGUCUAUGGGGUUCGCAAGUUCCAUCAGUACCUGUAUGGGAGACAGUUUACACUGCUGACGGAUCACCGACCCCUGACGACCAUCCUGGGGUCGCACACUGGGUUACCCUCACUUGCCGCGAGUCGCAUGCAGCGGUGGGCGUUGCUUCUGUCGGCUCACUCGUAUGACAUCAAGUAUCGCAAGGCCGACCGGCACGGCAAUGCCGAUGCACUGUCCAGGUUGCCUCUUCCUAUCACCAGGCCUGAGCCACGGGCAGCAGAAAUAUUUUACUUCAGUCAGGUGGAUGGUGCGCCAGUUUCUGCUGCUCAUGUGAGGAGGGCCUCUCGCACGGACCCUGUCCUGUCUGCGGUGAUGGACAUGGUGAUGGGGGGUAGAUCAGGUAGCGAUGCCCCCAGUAUUCAACCUUAUCUCUCCAGGAGAGCAGAACUGGUGGUUAUCCCCCCAUCAUUGCGUACAUCUGUUCUGCAGCAGCUCCAUGCAGGUCACAGUGGAAUAGUUCGAAUGAAGGAGAUAGCAAGGAGUUACUUCUGGUGGCCAGGAGUGGACAGAGAGAUAGAGACUACCGCCAAAACCUGUUCCUCAUGCCAAGAAGUUAGGAAGGCACCCCAACUAGCUCCUCUACAUCCCUGGGAGUUUCCCGAAGAACCAUGGCAACGGGUGCACAUUGAUUUUGCAGGACCUGUAGAGGGUUGUAUGCUCCUUGUGUGUGUGGACGCCCACAGUAAGUGGCCGGAAGUGGCCAUAAUGAAAACCACUACCACUACAAAGACGAUUGAGAGGCUGGGGGAGAUUUUCAGCCUGUUCGGUUCUCCUCUUCAGUUGGUCUCAGAUAACGGGCCACAACUGGUGUCACAAGAAAUGACUACCUUCCUUGAAGCAAAUGGCGUACAACACAUUCGAUCCGCACCAUUUCACCCUGCGACCAACGGUCUGGCUGAAAGGUUUGUGCAGACCAUGAAGAAAGCUUUGAAGACAUCUCAAGAGCAAGGAUCAUUUCAUCAGAGAUCGCAUAGAUUCCUGUUGAGCUAUAGGAAUACCCCCCAUGCCACUACUAAAGUUUCCCCCGCUUCUCUGAUGUUCAAAAGAAACCUUCGAACAAACUUUGAAUUUCUGAAACCGACAACGGUGAAGGAUAUUGUUCAGCAUCAACAGGAAAAACAGAUUCAACAAAGAAUGCAGAAGGCUAAAGAAAGAGUCUUCUUUCCGGAUGAGCCAGUGUUAGCAAGGAACUACAGUACUGGCCCCCGAUGGGUCCCUGCAACUAUAGUCAAGCAAUCUGGUCCUGUUUCUUACACCGUCAGUACUGCUGCUGGACUGGUAUGGAAAAGACACAUCGAUCAACUUCUUCAGGCGACAGCAUCGGCCCCCAACCAGCCGUCGGUGGAUACUCCGAACGAGUUAGAGUUCAGCGCACCCCAUCUCCUGCUGCCACCACCCCAAAGAACAAUGGAAUAUACUGGUGAGACUUCUGCUUUUGACUCUUCACUACAAGAUCCUGUGAUGGAUGUUCCAACACGCACGGCUGUUCCAGAGUCACCCAGCGGAGACCGUAAGACUGAACAUUCUGUUGAGCCCCGUUAUCCGGUAAGAGAACGCCGUCCUCCAGAACGCCUGAAUUUAUAGACUCAAUGUUUAGAGACCAACCCAAACCAACUGGGGCAGAAUAAUCCCCAUGGGUGUGGUCACGGGUUGAGGCCGUUUAACCUCAUCUCAGAGUUAUGUUGGGUAACUGUUACCAAA